Molecule: messenger RNA, 3437 nt
Organism: Salvelinus namaycush (lake trout)
Lineage: Eukaryota; Metazoa; Chordata; Actinopteri; Salmoniformes; Salmonidae
Product: proheparin-binding EGF-like growth factor
Exons: 5
Coding region: 1092-1889 (265 amino acids)
Biological process (GO): epidermal growth factor receptor signaling pathway; positive regulation of cell population proliferation; positive regulation of mitotic nuclear division
Source: RefSeq, a predicted model, not a curated record
GGACCAACACUUUACAUGUUGCGUUUAUAUUUUGUUGUUCAGUAUAGAUUACAGUAGCCUACUGUAGAGGCGUGGUCGAGCCAGUCUAUAUAAAUCGUGACGCCUUUAGUCUGGCGCUCCUUCUACUCGUCCCGACUCUGCAAAGGCUGUGUUUGUGUGCGCCACCGUAAGCCGCUACCCGAGAUGCGCCCGGCAUCUUGAAUAAGAAAGUCCCACUGAGAAAAGACAUAGGCCUACUAGGAACUUUUUAAGGGUAGCAAUAUCGAGUACGUGGACAAGAUAUAGGAAAACGAUAUACAGUGAUUUUUGCAGAAUUACAGUUGGUGGUGAUUUGAAGUUCGAAGACAUGAGGAUUCUACGAGUUGCGCUCCUGCUCGUCCAUGCAUUUGGUAAGUAUCAAGUUACACUUUUAUAUCUCAAGUCAGAUUAUAUAGUUCCUUUUCUGUAGCAUUUAUACUUUAACAUUGGAUUAACUAUUGGUGGUAAUAGUUUCUCCUAGACUUGAUUCCUCCUAAGUGGUCUAUUUCGUAUUCAUAAGAGACAUGUCUUGGAGUUACACUUGUUGACUGUACAAGAGUGUGAACUUUUCAAGCAUGACCUUCUGAGCAUGUCUCAUACACUUUUAAAAGAAGAGUUAAUGAUUUUCAUAAGGUGUAGGCCUAUGCUAUUCAAGAACGAAGUGUGGUCAUAUUUCUAUUUUAAAACAUGCUUUAUGUAACUGGAUAUACUUAUUUUUACCUCAUAUUCUUGAACAUUAGCUAACUGUCUGUCUAUGCAACAUUUUGUGUACCAUAGCCAAGCAGGAUUAUAGUCUCUCCUGUACAGAAUACUGUACAUGCAUGAUGUUUAUGGGUGCCUCACAGUUCUUGGAGCUGAAAUGCAACUAUCCAGUUGUAUAGGCUCACCUGGAGGGGCCGUGGGGCCUCAUGCAGGGCUCUUAGUCUAGAGACACGUUUCAACUUGACAUGUUUCAAACCCCUCCAUUUUCUUGGCACCUGAAUUAAUUACUGUGUUGGAAAGUAAAGCUUGUGUUCUCAGUGAGCAAAACUGCUUGAAAAUACCUAAUUUCAACCAGUUUUGCCUUUGAAAUUAUGUAUUUUCAACCAGUGUUGUUCACUUGGUUAACUCCUCACAGUGUCAGUCAGAAUCUAGUCUACAUCUCUAAACCACAGACUACUGAAUGGUGUGGCAUCAAUAAUGAUAAAAUGUUAACCUUGUGUUUCCCAGUGGUCUCGAGGUUGGUGAGCGGAGCUGUGGUGGACAGGUAUGAGAGUGAGAGGCCAUCGCAGCACACAGCAUUUAUCAACCUGUUGGAUGUCCUGAGCGACAGCACGAUGGAGGGAGGGAUGGAGAAGAGUAAUCACGGAGUGGAGGGUCCAGUGUUGGAGGAUGAGGAGUACUAUGAUUACUACCAUGAAGAUGAAGAAGAUGCCUCAGGGGAAUAUGAGGUGGAAUUACCUCGAGUUGCAUUGUCGACUAAACCUCAAGACCCAUCGGCCAUCUUGGAAGCUGAGAGGAGUGAGGGGAAGAGGAGGAGAGGAAAGGGGAGGAAGAAGGGAAAGGGAAAGAAGAGGAACCCUUGUCUGAAGAAGUAUAAGGACUUCUGUAUCCAUGGCAGCUGUCAUUACCUGAGGGACAUCAAAGCUCCGUCAUGCAUAUGUCGUCCCAGUUACUCUGGGGAGCGGUGUCACCUGUUCACGCUGGCUUCAGAGGGGAGGGACGUGGGAGGAUACAGCAGGACCACAGCCCUGGCUGUGGUGGCAGUGGUGUUGUCCUCUGUCUGUCUCACCAUCAUAGGCCUGCUGCUGGUGCUCAGGUUUCACAAGAGAGGAGCGUACGACGUAGAGCAUGAGGAGAAGGUGAAACUGGGAUCAUCGCCCAACCACUGAAGAGCUGGAGAGAAGGGACAGGAUAGGGAAAUUCUACCUCAAAAUAGAAAAGAAGAAGUGGAAAUAAGCCAAGCGAUAACCCAGAGAGACUUGGUAUGGCAGAGAGGGGGACUGGAUGGCCGUGACCUGGACACAUAGCCCCACCCCAUCUCACUGAUGAACAGAUGUGAUUGGGUAGCUCGAUUCUGCGGUAAGCCCUGCAACCUAUCAGGAGAGAGCCUGGCUAAAACUGGAACUCUGAUUGGCUGGGAGAAAAGACUGGAGUGGUGAUAACAAUAUGGAAGCUGAGAUGAAGAGAAGGAACAUUUCUGGGCCCGUAUCCACAAAGUGUCUCGAGGAAGGAGAGCUGAUCUUGGAUCAGUUUUGCCUUUAGGUCAUUGUGAAUAUCAUUAUAUUGACAGGCCUAUAUCAGCACACUCCUAUCAGAGAUGCUUUGUGGAAACGUCCCUGGAUUCAGUGCUGCUUCUUGGCUAUGUUAAAAAGACUACCAGGAGUCUCAGCCUAAAAGGACACCAUCUUCUCUUCAUCUGCCAGAAACAGAGAGAACCCUGGUCUUUCUUCAACAGGAGGGUUUUUACCAAUCAGCAUUUUGUAUUUUCCUUCACAUGCUCAUUCUUUGUCGUUUUCUAGUGUACUGUAAAACUUUUAUUUAUACCAUAUAUUUGUCUUUUAAUUUAUUUAUUGAUGUGAUGUUGCUAUAUUUAUGCAGAUAUUUAACUCCUUCUUCCACCCAAAGAUGCACUUCCAGUUUGUAAAGGUUAUCUAUAAGGUCAUCUUUGUGUUUUUAUAUUUAAAUGUUAAAUAAUAUUUAUUGAUGAAAAUGAAGAUAAAAUGAAUAAAAAAUGUACAGUAUAUUUGGAGAAAUAGACAUUUCAACGUAAGCGUCCUCUUGGUCUCAUAGAUAUACCUGAUUACUGACUUUGAUAUCAGCACUCUGUGUACAGGCUGCUCAGAACACACACCACUGUGAUUAGUUGGUUGAUUGAUUGAUUGAUUCAAUAAACAACAGUGUGGUGUACUAUACCAAUGUACCACUGACAGGUCUCUGUGUGUACCAUUAUGACGUGGUUGCAUUGGUCUUCUGUGUUUGACUCUGAAGAAGACAUACAAAACAUCCAGACAUAGAAGUGAAUUGAAUAGAAAUUACUCUACUCUAGAAUCCCAAAAUAUAGAAUAUAGGAAAUAUUCUAGAAUGUUUAUAAUCUAGAAUCCAGUUUAAAUAUUUCUGUAUUACAAUCAGGAUGUGGAAUAGAUCCAAAGAAAACUCUGGUGCCUUGUCGAGUCCAGUCAUUGUAGCGAGUGUUGGAAGAUAGAAACUUACACAAGUGGUGUAGUUUUAUUGUCUUUGAGAAAUGAGUAGGACAUAAAUCUCCCAAAAUGUUAUCUCCAAUUUCUGUUAUUUAUUUCUGUUACCAUGCCGGUUGUGUUGUCUUGUUUUAGCAUGGUGGGUGUGGUGAUGGAUAUACUAUAGUUACUGUAAUAUGGUUAUUUACUGUACUGUAAUAUACACUGAGAUCCAUACUAAGAUCAUGAUGAAAUGUGAAUUCA